Molecule: messenger RNA, 708 nt
Organism: Scheffersomyces stipitis CBS 6054
Lineage: Eukaryota; Fungi; Ascomycota; Pichiomycetes; Serinales; Debaryomycetaceae
Gene: LST7
Exons: 2
Coding region: 1-708 (235 amino acids)
Biological process (GO): positive regulation of TORC1 signaling; positive regulation of GTPase activity
Cellular component (GO): cytosol
Molecular function (GO): GTPase activator activity
Source: RefSeq, a predicted model, not a curated record
AUGACCAACUACAUCGUCUGUUUAGCCCAUUUCUGUGAACUCCACGGUCCUUCCACUAUUGUGUGUACACAGGUGACCGAUGUUGCCAAUAAAAAGGACUUGAUCCUACCGCAAUCAGCCAAGUUCCAGACUUGCGCUUCAUGUAACCUAAUACUACCUGAUGGAUCUAUCAACCUUUCACGAACAAAUGGACCUGGAAAGAAUUCCGUCUACGUGUCUACGCAUUAUCCAACGUCGCAGAAGAGAUUUGCUUCUCUCACCAAGUUGGUGAUGAAGUCGUUAUCGGUGGAAACAAACUCAGAUGUACAAAAACCUAUGUUCUAUGGAGACGUCAUCAACGGUUAUUGUAUCAACAAAGUGUUCAAGAUCAAGGAUAUUAAUGCCCGAGGCUCCGAACGUAAAUACUCCCUCAUGGUAGUUUCAGAUUCAGAGUCGGACUUGUUGCUCAAUUGGGAUAUCGUCAGUGUCUACUUCAAUGAAAUCAUUGCCUUGAUCCAGGAGGGAGUUGAGCGUACUUACGAGGAAUCACUUAUCAGAAAAGAAAAUGACUCCAGGAACGGUGCUACUGGUACAAUGCUAGAUAACGAAAGAUACCUUCGAAGAUCUAUGAUCAAACCAAAAUCUCUAGUAGAACUUACCAACGACGAUCAGAUAUUCAUCAAGUUCCAUCUAUGGGCUAUGGAGCUACUUAAGGAUAUCUUAAAAUAA